Trichoderma reesei QM6a is the source of this 545-nucleotide messenger RNA. RefSeq lists its product as uncharacterized. The transcript is spliced from 3 exons. Gene Ontology annotation, molecular function: nucleic acid binding; zinc ion binding. The coding region runs from base 161 to 514 and encodes 117 amino acids. The record is from RefSeq and is a predicted model, not a curated record. Lineage: Eukaryota; Fungi; Ascomycota; Sordariomycetes; Hypocreales; Hypocreaceae.
AGUGCUUCAACGCACUUGAAUAUACACAAUCGCUUAAAGGCACAAUCUCAACCUCGCAGCAUUACUAGUGACAGCACACGAAGUGGAAAACCCCAGGAGAACCUCUGCCUGCUUCUCAUACGAGCCUCCACCUCUGGCUUGACCCCUUGAAUCGAUCACAAUGGGUGUCGGAAACAAGCGCACGCUCACAAAAACGAGACGGAAGACGCGGGACGUGGACCAAGUCAUCUCUGAUCUCCGAUCUCACAAACACCUGAAGCAAUACAAAGACACCAAAGCGCCGGAGGACCUCCCCGGGCUGGGGAAGAACUACUGCGUUGCAUGCGCCAGGUGGUUCGACACUCCCUUUACCCUGGCUACCCACGAGCGCGGAAAGCCGCACAAGAGAAGAUUGAAGCAGCUGCGAGACGAAUCCAAGGCCACCUCAAAAUCCGAACAGUCGAACGUCCUCGAAUCCGACAAGCCAGAGACGGCGCAAGACUCUACUGAUGGCGGCGUCGAAAUGGUCCUGUAGUCUAUUUCUGGAUCUCCGUCGAACGGCCGUU